Scheffersomyces stipitis CBS 6054 is the source of this 2607-nucleotide messenger RNA. RefSeq names its product Fungal Zn2Cys6 Cluster domain (gene HAL9). The record is from RefSeq and is a predicted model, not a curated record. The transcript is spliced from 4 exons. Gene Ontology annotation, molecular function: DNA binding; DNA-binding transcription factor activity, RNA polymerase II-specific; zinc ion binding. The annotation marks the transcript as partial. Gene Ontology annotation, biological process: regulation of DNA-templated transcription; DNA-templated transcription. Lineage: Eukaryota; Fungi; Ascomycota; Pichiomycetes; Serinales; Debaryomycetaceae.
AAAAAGAGAAUAAGAGUCGCCUGUGAUCAUUGUCGAAGGAAAAAGAUCAAAUGUGAUGGCAACUUGCCGUGUGGGAACUGCUCACUGGCUAAGGAACGCAAUUGUCAUUAUAAAGAAAGACCAGUAAAGAAGAAAAUGAAACCACUCAAGUCUGGCGACAAGAAGGACGGCUUAAAACGUAACUCAAAGACAAGGACGAUCGAAGUUCUAGAUACUCGUUUGUCUACUCUUGAGAAUGUCAUCAUCAGACUCACAGACAAAUUAGAGGAUAUCACCAGGAAUAACACAGUAGACGAACAAGAAAACGAUUUAGACCGUACAACUUCUGAAACUGAAGAUGAGGACGAUGACGAUGACGAAGAAGAUGACGAAGAAGAAGAAGACGACGAACAUGAACAUGCAAGAGACUCUUCUCAACACAACUUAAAAGAACUGUCGAGCAAGAGCAAAGCAGAACCAAUACUGUCUUCCAAAGAUUCCUCCACAGCAGCUUCCACGCAGAGUUCAAGCUCCAAGACUAAGAUCCUCUUGAACAACCGUACUUUAGAACAAUAUUUUGGAAUCCAUUCUAUGAUGUGUAUCUUCUCUGACAAGUCUUUGGCAUGGAUAGAGCGUACAUUAGGUACAGAAGGCGAAGAUCUAAUCACACCAAUUAAAAACGUGCCCAUUGUAUUUUAUUCCAAGUUUAAGACUUUUAUGCUUAAAUGGAUAGACCCCCCUCUCAUUGACAGUAAGGGCCGUCGAAGAUUGCUAGAGAACCCAUUCCCCGAAAACUCUAAACUAGUGUUCGAUUUUAUCGACACUCACUACAAAGAUGUCAACGAUAUCAAUUCUCUUUGCGAACAAAGCGAAAUGCGAGGCUACUUUGAGGAGUACUACAACAAUUUUAGAGAACCUAACCAUAGUAAGAGAAAGAAGUUUAAGUUGUCUGAAUACUUGAUCAUGACAGCAGGCUUACUUUUGUGUAUCAGUUCGAGAAUAAAUUUGGAAUCAGCCCCAUCCCUCAAGAGCACUCCUGUGGGCAAAGAGCAGACACAGUCCAGUGAAAUUCUGCUUUCCGAUGAUGAAUUGUUGAGCUGGCAGAAUACGUUAUUUGACGAUGCUAUUUACUACUACCACAGAGUGUCUGUGAUCAGUGAUGGUAUUACCACUAUUGAAGGGAUUUUGCUUUUGAUUAUGUACAUAGAGAUGGACUGGUUGACCAGUCAUGUCAACUAUAUGUUGAGUUCCGUUGCUAUAAGGUAUGCCCAAGAGAUAGGAUUGCAUAGAGCUGAAACAUACGAAGACUUGGAGUUUGAAGAGCAACACAAAAGAAGAAAGAUCUGGAUGUUCUGCCACUAUUUCGAUAUGGAGAUUUGUUUCAGAGGUGGAAAGCCGCCUUUGAUUAAUGCUAAUGAUGUCACUGCUAAUAACGACGAAGACUUGAUGCGUUUCUGCAUGUUGAAGAUGAAACACAAAGUUAAUGACAAGCAAUUGAUGAAUAUUGAUGUAAACAUAGCAGAUGAUCCCCUCACAUACCACUUGUACUUCUUGUUGCUUACCAGAAUCAGAUCCAAGUCGUACACUAAGCUUUUCGUUGCUUCAGUAGAAAAUGAAACUAUUCAAAAGGUAGCCGAUACAUUGAACGACUUGAACAACGAGAUGUUUGAACUUGCUUCGUCUAUGCAUGAAGCAGAUCGUCCUCGGUUUUUCAACGACCCUGAGUUCAGUUUCAUUCCAGACACGAUGCCUUAUUACAGAAGGGAGACUGUGAUCGCAGUUCAAAUCACAUUCUUCUUCCACUUGAUGGUGAUGAACAGACUUCCUACCAUGGUUAAUGCUGAAGAAUUGGACAAUUCGUCCAGCAUGAAGUUUAGAAACUUGCAUUUGGAUUCAGCUCGUACGAUUUUGGUCUUGGUAAGACAGCUUAACCGUGAAAACACGGGUGUCUCGUAUUAUUAUUGGAUCUUGUUUUUCCCUGUUUCCGCUUUUUUGUGUUUAGCAGCUGCAAUUUUGAACCAUCCAAACUUACCUGAGUCAUACAGUGAUCUCAAGCUAUUGAUUGAUUGCUCAAUGAACUUCUUUUCCAGUAAGAAAAAUUCUCACGUGGAAGGAAAGAGUAGGUUCAAAAUCUACUCCAAGAAGGAUCUUGUAGUCUCGUUAAUUAUCAAAUUGAUGCUUAAGAUUGUUAUUAAGUUCUAUGAACAAACAACCAAGAUAUCAGUUCUUAACGGUGAUGAAAAAUUACAACGUCAUUUGGACAGUGCUAAAAAGAUGUUCCCAGAUAUCUUCAAAGAUAGAGCCGAGUUUAAUUCCAAAGUUUCCAGUGUAUUCGGAUUUUCGCCCUUUACCAAUAGCCAAAAUUUUUCUGCUAGUAAUUCCAUGAGUGGCUCAAACAGUAGCCAUGCUGGAGCUCCUGGAAGGACGGUAUCAAUGGAAUCUGCUCCACUUUUUGACAAUUCCAUCAAUGGCGACAACUCCAUAAAUGGGGAUCUCAAUGCGAAUUUCAUCAAUAAUGGCUCGGAUAUGUUCCCGGAGUCACAUAAUGACGAUGGCAUAUCGUCGUUGUUCUACACGCAAAUGAACAGCUUGCCUAAUUUCUUCUUUGACAAUAACUUGGGUAUAUGA